Messenger RNA from Melanotaenia boesemani (Boeseman's rainbowfish), 8064 nucleotides. RefSeq names its product KIAA1549-like a. NCBI's taxonomy places the organism in Eukaryota, Metazoa, Chordata, Actinopteri, Atheriniformes, Melanotaeniidae. The record is from RefSeq and is a predicted model, not a curated record. The coding region runs from base 242 to 4873 and encodes 1543 amino acids. The transcript has 24 exons.
UGUGGUCGCAAUAGGGCUUGCAGACUCCACAAACAGCGCGCGCACAGAAACGAGCACAGCGAGACGCGCAAAGGGGAGGAAAAUUUCAAAAUCUGUUUGUCCCCUUGUUGCCUCUCACAGCCUCCGGCAGGCUCAUGGAGAGCGGAGCCCUGCUUGUCCGAACUGCGGGCAGGUUGAUCGGAUGCCUUUCACCACAGCAGCGCCGUUAGAUGUUCUUCAUUCGGGAUUAAUUGGCUGAGCAAUGGCUCCCAAGCAUGCGCUCAUUUCCAGAGGCGCCAGCGGUGGCCCCGAGGUCGGAGGGGUAAAUGACAAUACAGAAGACCCCCGCUCCUCUUCCUCCACGACGGCAUGGAUUCUGGAUCCAGGGAUGGUGACCGUCCGCUCGCUAAGGAACGGGAUGAGGACGCGGGCGCUGGAUGGGAUGCUGGCCCGGUGGUUUGUGACCCUCAGCGCGGUGCUGAUGCUGAUGAUGCAGAGCUCCUUUGCCGCUGACGCAGCUGAUGGAGGUCAUUAUGAGUCAAUUCGAUGGGCUGACGCCCCUCUGGACCCUGUAGUGCCCACCAACCUCACAGCAACUCCUGGGUUUAAAGACAAAGAUGGGUCUGUUGCUGGCCCUGAUGCUGAACUUGGACCUUGGCCUGAAGGUAAAGUGCUUGCUGAAUCGAGAACAGCAGCCUGGAUGGAAACAGAAGCAGGAAUGCAUGCCGAAGCAGGUGGCAAAGUGUUUGAAAAAGAAACUGAUGUCCUGAGGGGAACUGGUGCUUGGGCUGAAGCAGGCUGGAGGCUUGUGGACACCAAGGGAAGUGACCUGCCGAGCAAGCCUGAAGACUCAGCCCCCUGGAUGGGGCAGGAGUGGCUGCAGAUGGGUGGAGAGGUUCAAAGAGAGCAGGCAGCCUUCUCAUCAUUCCAUACCAUGCUGACAGAAACAGCAGAACUGCAGGCACCAGCAGCUGUAAAACCUUUAGGGCUGCUGUCUAAAGCUGCUUGGUCUAAAAGGUCAUCAUCAACUUCCAAGGCCUCAUUCUCCUCUGUGACAAAAGCUGCCCCUUUGACCCCCUCCUCCUCUUCCUCCACCUCUCCAGCCAGUAAAGACUCUGUGAAUCCGACAGCAGGACCAACCAACAUAUCUAUGGUUGUUGUCAACAAUAAUUCCUCCAGCAACAGCAGCAUAGACGACUCAGUGAGCAACUUACCAGCCUGGGAUCUUCCCACUGUUCCCGAAUCACUUCUGUCCACAGUGGGCGACCAUGAUGUCACACUUCCUGCCAACGUCACCAGCCCUUUCUCCACCCACCAGUGGAACACAACCAUGGCUGUGCGCACUAGAAACACCUUACAGCAUCCAACCGCAUCAGCCACCACCAUAAAAACGUCCCCUUCACCAACCAUUACUUCAGUCUUACCGUUUUCCACCACAACAAGAAUGCAAACGUCCCCAGAAACCACUACCAUUUCACAGAACACUAGCCAGGACACUGUGACUGUUGACAACCUUCAGCUGACAACAGUAACUACGACAACACCUUCAACGACCACUCUUGCUGUUAUCAACACAGAGGUGAUGACACAGGUGCCAACCAAUGGGAGUGCUGCGACGUCACCACCAAACACUACAGCAGCUACAACCACCGAAGAAACCACAAGCCUCAAAAUCCCCCCAACGACUACAACUCAACCUACAACCACCUCUACAACAACGCCUGCGCCCACCACUACCACCACCACCGUCCCCCCAACCACCACCACCACCACUACCACCACCACCACCACCACUCCAGCUCCCACCACUACCACGACUGUACCUACAACCACUUCUACUACAACCACAACUACCACCACCACAACAAAGGCACCUACCACCACUGUGUUCAUCCCGGUCCAAACUAUGCCACCUCCAACCACAACCACCCAACCUCCAUCCACCACCAGCAUCGAGGAGAUUCCUCUACCUUGCAACGUGACUGAGAAGUUUUGGGUCAGAACAGUUUUGUCUAUCGAGCUGCGCAGAAAUCGUCUGGACCUGAUCCUGAAACAGAACCUCUCUAAAGGACUGAGCCACGCUCUGCAGAGAGCCCUGAAUGAUUCGGCUGCGUCCGCACAGGUGGAGCGAGACGACUGCAGCCCUCAAAACGUGACUCUGGGUUACUACGUGACCAGUGGGAAAACCGUCUACAUUUCCUCCCUGGUUGUCGAAGCGCUGAACGUUUAUGGUUUUGACAAACUGCUGUCUGACAUCAGGCAACACACCCCGCUGGUUAAGGCAGUUCUGGUUCCCGUGGCAACCUGGAUGCCCACUCUAAGUAUUCACCUGCAGCUGAAAACAGUGUUGAGGUUUGUUGGGCCGACAGACAACAUCUACUCCUGCAGUUUUGUGCAGAUGUUGGAGCAGAGGCUGGAAAAUGCCUUCGAAGAAGCUCAGGAUAAAGUGCUGGAGACCUACAACAGACUCACUGUGGAGAUCCAGAGUGUGUCCCAGGAGCCAGGCUCUCCUUCAGUUGCUCUGGUAUAUGUGGUGAAAAACCAGGAUGCCAUUCUUAACGGGACGAUAUCCAGUGGGCUCCUCAACCAGCUGACUGCAGAACUGGUGGGAUACUUCCUGUUCUAUCCUCCCCUGAUCAUCGCUGAGCCUCUUGAAUACCAUAAUCUCAACACAUCCACAGUAACCAAGAACUACUGGGUGAUAACAGUGAUCCAGGAUGUAGACAGCUCCUCCCUGGAGGCAAACUACCAGAGCUUUGCCAGUCUUAUGGAGCAGCGGCUGGCUGAGCUCUUCCUAGUUGCUGGCAGGCAGGGCUCUCAGACGGCAAGAUCUCGGCGGGCCACCACUGUGGGCGGCUACACCGUACAGAUGGUGAGCAUACGUCGACUUCCAGGUCCCAAGAACCCGGCAGAAAUGACCUACUACGCCCAGCUGAAUGGAGCACCCAUCUCUGGGACCACAGCAGCCAAGACGCUCAGCGGUCUGGAUUCUCAGACUAUGGCACUAACGCUGGGUUACUUUGUACAAGUGCAGGCCGAACCUGUGGUGAAGACACCGCCCAGCAACCUGUGGAUCAUGGCUGUUCUGACACCUCUCUUCUUAUUGGUGGUGGUGAUUGGGAUGGUAGCCUUCAUCCUGUGUAAGAGGAACAGGGUCAUUUUUAAGACUGGCGCCUUCAGGACCUUUAAAACCCGCUCUAAGACUUCAUAUCGAAGGGAGGGCAGUUAUCACCACCAGCCUGUUCAGGGGUUUGACUAUGCCAAGAAGCACAUGGGCCGCACCGGUGACGAGGCCGUCUCCGUCACAAAGGAGACACUGGUUUUGGGGCUGCCUGUACGAGAUGCUCCCCUGUCUCUGUCGUUAGAUAAGAAGAUUCUGCAGGAUGGGGCGGCAAGUAAGAGGCCUCCAUCUGCUGAUCUACACAAAGGAGGGCGGUUGCCAAGUGAGGAGGAUGGCUCAGUGUCGAGUAACGGCUCCGGGAAGCUGAACACCAGUAAGAGCUCCUCGGCCCGAAGGACUACGACUGGCAGCAGCUGCAAGAACGCCAAGGAGGAGCUGCACAAGAGGGGCACCAAUGACCCGUAUGAAGAACAUUCAGGAUCUCUGCGUCUCAUCACCAUUAAGCCCAUGACAGCCCAGCCAACCUACUCUUAUCCCUCCUCUUCCUCACACAGCCAGGACUCUGUAGCUGUCAACGGAGAGGUGAACCAUGUUGGGCUGAAGCAGAAGUCGGACAUCGAGCACUACAGGAACAAACUGCGUCAGAAGGCCAGGAGAAAAGGCUAUGGAGAGUUCUCGUUAUCCGAAAGCCUCAACCACGGUUACAGACACCGUGACUCCAGACACAAUCGGCACGACAACGGGAUCAAAAAAGCAAUGACUGCUGAGGAGAAGAGGGCUUCCUUUGCAGGAUGUCAUAAGAGGUACUCCCACCCACGAGAGCCUACCUACUGGAGCCGGCAGUCUCUGAGCAGCCCCAGCCCGGUGGAGACGGAGAUGGACCUGCUGGUGCUCAGGGAGAGAUCCAGGAGGGGCAUCCGCAAUAACGGCUAUGAUGGUGAACCAGAGCCGUUUGAGGAAACGAACGUGGACCGUCUGAUGAGCUCUCUUGGUUACGGAGGCGGAUCCACUGGAACUGGGAACAGCAGUUUAGGGGUGAAAGCUCAUCGCGGAUCCGACUCCUCCACACUCAGCUCACAGCCAUCCAUUGACGAGGUCCGCACGCAGAUGCACAUGUUGCUAGGCAACGCUUUCAGCCUGGCGCCUCCGGACCACGACCCCCCUUCCCCUCCAUCCAACCACCACCAUCACCACCAUCACGCUCACAGCGCCUACAACCCGUCCCAUACCAGCCACUACAGUGACGGGGUGACCAGCGCCCCGGGCACCAUGAACCACCCCUGUGGAGGCAGGCAAAGGAGUGCAGGCUACGAGGACAUGCACCAAUGUAGCCUACCUAAACCAGGUUUCCGCUUCACCCAGCUUCCAGAUAUGGGCAUUGGUUCUCCCCCACCGUUAAUCCCCUCCAGACCAGGACCACCACCUGGGACUGUGCUACAACGCUCCACCCCUGAUGUUAGUUUGAAGCCUCGUGUGUCGGAGGCCUCAGAACUGCAGGCCCAACAGCACAAUGGUGCCCCUUACCUGCCGCUCUCCAGGACGCCCUUCCCUGCCGUCACCGUCGACCAGUCCAUCACCACCUACUCAGGAAACCCAAUAACAGCAGUCUACGCUAUAUCAGCCAACCGCCCAGGCUACUCAGAUUACUUUGUCAUGUCGCCACCAUCCUCGUACCGAAGUCCGUCCUGGAUGUCCUACCCACCUGAACCUGAAGACCUGCCACGCCAGUGGAAUGACACACCUAACUCCCGUCACCUCGAGACCAUCUGCUGAAGUCGACAUUCUGCAAAACUGAGUGGGAACACUCAGUAAGCUGGUGUGUCUCUGGCCGGGCAGACAACCACCCUUCCUUUCAACACUCUCUGGAGCUCCCGUAUCACUCUCACCUCCUCUCCAGCUCCGCUUCCUUCUGCUGUCUGGCCUCCACCUCGUCUGCAGCUCAGAGCAUUUUUUGUCUCCUCUGCUUCAUAAUCCUCCUCUCCUCCUCAGAGCUCCUUUUUUCCCCCAAUCUUCUUACCUAUGAGAUAUUUAGCCAUAAUUUUCUCUCCCUCUGUAUUCUGAGCCCCUGGCCUCUCUGGUCCAUUCUGGCCCCUUCAGGCCUUUAGUCUCAAUCUCCAUGUGGACUGCCUCUCCUGUGGUGACCGCCACUGUACAGCCAGAGGCCCCUCACACUGCUGAACUGAGCUGAGCUGAGCCGAGCUGGUCUCUCCUGCAGUUUGGAUGAACAGGGUGAGUACAGCACACAGUGCAGCGAGCUCUCUGCUCCAGCAGUCAUCUUGCAGAAACUGCCAUCUGCUUUGCACACGAUGACACGCAGUUACAGUGGAGCCCCAGCCAUGCCCAGUAGUCUACUUCUCUUCUGGACUGGGCCAUCCUGGACUUGUCCCUUCAGCCCACCAUGAAGCCAGGAAAGCUGGACUGACUUAAAACUGUGCUUUUCUUUCUUUUUUUUCUUUUUUUUUGUUUUGUUUUGUUUUGAUGAAUCCAAAUUCUUAUGUAAACCUACAGCUGGUAAAUAUGUGUAUUUUAAACUUGAGUGAGGGAAAAAAAAAUAAGAAAAAAAAAAAUCUCGUCUUGAGCCGUCUCAAUUUCAGUUUUUGGAUAUUUGUGUGCUUUUGUCUUUUUAUUUUUGUGCAUUGAUAAUUAUCAAUGGAUUACUGUAUAAAAAAAGACAGUGAGCGCUUCUUUCUCACUCACAUUUCAAGGCAAAAACAAAAAAGUUCUUUGAAGCAGAGAAAUCAGCAGCUUAGAUGUCUGUAGUUAUGACAUUUCUAUACUUUUAGAAAAAGACUUCGUUUGAACUUUUUCCUUCAUCAGAUUUAGUGAAAACGAGAAUUUGUCACUUUGUUCUGUCGAUCAUCUGAUUAUGAAGUUUUUGUCUGAUCAUUAGGCGGACCCGAGUCAAACGUACGAACUGAAAUCCUGCUCGCGUUCUGUCAUUUUUUGUAGCGACACCGAACGGAUCAGAACUUCACAACAAGAGGAGCUGCAUUAGAAGAGAUUUCCGCUCGGGUUUGACUCUGGUCUCAUGUGAAUCUCCAGUAUUCUUAGAGAAACAAUUGUUUCACUUGAAAAGGUGUCUACUGUAUUCUACUGUAUAAAAACAAUGACUUUUUGUUAUUCUUGUCUUGAUGACAGCAGGACUGAUAUUUGGUCACUGGACUCUGAUGAAGUACUGUUCAAGGGACUCGCUGGGCUCAGGGGAGCCAUGUAUGUAAACGACUACAUGUAUUACUGUACAUAGCAGAUGAUUUAAUGAAGAGAUUUAUGCAAGUACUGUGGGAAGGAAACUUUGCUUGACAUUAUUCUGAUGUCAUUUCUUCUUUUCUUUCUUGGUGUUAAUGAUGAACGGUCAGGCUGAUUUAGUAACGUUUGACUUUUUGAAGGAUGUAAACAUUUCAGCAUCAUUUUGGUGUUUAAUGACAUCACCAACGUAACAAAAUGAGUUAACAGUGAAGCGUAGCAAGUUGCCACUAAUGUAACGUAUUGACAAUAUUCAUAAUGUUCCGACAACGCUAAUAGCCAUAAAUUGUGGGAGUAAUGCAAUUUUUUAAAACAUAGAAAGUCAUCUAAAAUUUAUUUCACCUCAUUUUUACUGAGGAAAACUGGGAUUCUGUGAGCACACUGUAUUUAAGGCUUCUCAUCAUUUAGAUGGUAGUAAAAGGAGAUAAUAGCCAUAUAUUAAUGUCAGCUAAAGGAAAUUCUACAAGGCUAUAUUUGACGCAGUGAGGCACAAAACUGUUAAUGGAGAUAUAAAUGUAAAAAUAGGGAAAGUAACUUUGAGCACUUUUUAUUUAAAAAAAUUAAAGAAAAGCUUGACAGAAAAGAGACGAUCCAAAGCAAAACUUAACGCUGUUUCCCAAGAAUCUGCAUAACUGCUCAGAUACGUUUUACGCCUGACGAUGGAAAUUAUUUGGGGUUAUAGCUUACUGCAGCUUUCUGGGACCAGAUGACGCUGUAGCCGCCAUUAAUGACACCAGAUUGACCUGAGAAGCAGUGUAAUUAUACAGAAAGAUGCACAAUAGCCUUGAAGAUGAUUUAAUCCCAGAAUGCUCGCUGCAGGCUAUUUGUCUCUCCUUAUUUACAUAUUUCUGGUGAAGACACAAAAGUGGUUCCCAAAACAGCAAGAGCUUUUCUUUUUUUAAUCUGUUACUGGUGUGCAAGACACACCAUUUUAUGUUUGACAGUUUUAGGCUAAAAACUGUUUGGAGAAUAUUUUCAGGCUGUUUUUGUGGCUUGUUUUGCUCUCCUUACCUUAUUAUCUUCAAAAUCCUGGUUAUGGCCUUUUCUUACAUUUACAGCUGAAAAUGCAAAUCUCUAAAAUAAACAUUUUAUGAAUACAAGCGCACGUGUGCAGGAAUUGGGGCAGACCGGCCGUUGAAUUCUUCCUCCCUUUCUGAAUGUAGGCAUGAUAAAUAGUUGAUGUGGAUAUUGACGUCAAGGAAAGUAAAUAUGUGAGAUGGCGAUACAUCAGUGUCAUUAGCAGUGCUGUCUGUGUUUUCAACCAUCAGGAUCUUUACUGGAGAUCUGCGACUGCCAUCAUAUAUUUAAACCAUCCUCGUUGUACAGAUCCAUGUGUGAUUGAAGAGAAAACAUUCCUUUUUUAAAUUUUUUUUAUUUUUAAUUUGACUUCAUGGUAAAGAGUGGGGUGGGGGCUGGUUUGUAAACCAGUAAUCUAAAGGAGAUUUGAAGCUAAGCUAGAAGUUGAUGUGCUAUGUUUCUGCUUUACAAGGGUAGCGGCGAGAUGCAUUUAUUGACAGCGGUCUUUGAGAUGGACGAUGUAUAUUUUUUCUGCUGUUAGAGCUAUGCCAUGAUGCUGUGACUUUAUGGCGGCACUGAUGAUGUCACAUUGUCGUCACUUGGGUGUUGAUGAAGUCACAGUGACAAACUGAAUGCUGUUGGAUGUAGUUAUGCAGAAAAUUUUUGGUGGAUUUAAACAAUAAAUACAAAUUACAGUUCUCAAA